Messenger RNA from Mytilus trossulus (common blue mussel), 1925 nucleotides. RefSeq names its product ankyrin-3-like. The record is from RefSeq and is a predicted model, not a curated record. Gene Ontology annotation, molecular function: protein binding. The transcript has 5 exons. Lineage: Eukaryota; Metazoa; Mollusca; Bivalvia; Mytilida; Mytilidae. The coding region runs from base 103 to 1875 and encodes 590 amino acids.
CUGUUAUCUCCUAAGUAAGAAACCAGAUAAACUUCGGACAAGGAAUUGAUUUUUUCUUUGAUCAACAUAUAACUUAGUUAUUAACAAACAGUGAAAGAAGAGAUGGAUGAAGAAUCAAAAAUGUCUGAUACAGAUAUCAGACAUAUACAGGCUCUGUUGUUUGAACAGAUUGUUAUGUACGGUGAAAGUGAAGACACAGUGAAGUUAUUGGACAAACACAAAGAUAUCUUAGACUUGGAAAUAUUUAUUGAAACUGAUCAAACAUGUACCUGUGCCAAAAUAUAUGAAUCCUUCCCUUACGCUUCACUGCCAGACAGCACAAGUCAAGUGGAGGCUUUGUUAGAUGUUUUAUUGGACGAUAUUCGUAGCGGAAUUUGCCAUUGUCAUUCCAGUGAUGAGAGUAGACUCAGGGACUGCAAACCAUCGCUAAGUUUGAUACACAUAGCCUCUGGGCUAGGAUUACAGAACAUUGUCCGACUGUUUAAACAGUAUGGUUGUAAUCUUAACGUGAGAACAAGUAUAUAUGAAAGGACAGCACUUCAUUUUGCAGUGAAGAAACAUCAAAUCGAUGUUGUCGACUUUUUAUUAUCACAAAACGUUGAUGUGAAUGUCCAAAGUAAUCCAGAUAAAGUAUCGCCACUAGCCUUAGCAAUGGUCAGUCGUUUUAAAGAUAUAGUAGAAAAGUUGUUGAAAGUGAAGAAUAUUGAUUUAGAUAUUCGUAACAGUAGUAACGAAGGUCCAGUUAUCUUGGCAAUGCAUCUGGUGGAUGAAGAGAUGUUUGGGAUGCUUCUAGAUGCUGGGGCCAGUCCAAAUGUGACUGAUGAUCGGGGGAAUUCAGCAUUGAUGUUAGGUACCGUCAGGGGAGCUUGUUAUGUUAAAAAGUUAAUUUCCAAAGGAGUCAAUCUUAAUGCUAGGAACAGGAGACAUGAAUCAGCACUGUUCUUUGCUACUUAUGUUGAAAAUGAAGAGAUCGUACAGAUGUUACUCCAGGCUGGUGCCGACCCUAAUCUGACCUCAAGUGAUGGAACUACUGCUCUUUUAACAGCCUGUUAUCAAGGAUCAACAAAAAUUGUUCAGAUUCUGGUCAACCAUAAAUCUGACAUUAAUGUCAGUAAUCCACAGAGAUAUUCCUCUAUCCACAUUGCUGCAUGGAAUGGAUACUAUCAGAUAGUCAACAUUCUGCUCAAGGCAGGAAUGCACCACGACACACCCACACGAGAUGGUAACACACCCAUUGCCUUAGCAGCACAUGGGGGCCAUCAGAGUGUCAUUGAUAUUUUAUUGCCAUUAGGUUGUAAUGUAAACAAUGCCGAUAAGGACAAGGACACUGCUUUACAUUAUGCGGCAUACAACAAUAUGGUCGAAGGAGUCCGAAAACUUCUGGAAUGUGGAGCCGAUCCAAAUUGCCAAAACAGCUACAAAGCCACUCCUCUUUGGAAUGCCGUGUACAUGAAACACAAAGACAUUGUAAAACUACUUCUAACGGCUAAUGUAGAAAUGGAAGUAACAAGCGUAGGUAUUAAUCAACAUUCCCAAAGUGACACAGCAGUACAGAUUUAUCCCAAGCCUCGCUCGCCUCUCUAUGUUGCAGUUGACCGAGGAUGUUUUGAAAUUAUGUUGUUACUGAUAGCAGCUGGUUACAAUCUUCAUAGUGAGGCAUGGGUAUUUAGUGACGAUAUGUAUCCUAAAGAAAAUCGUGAUUUAAACAUGCAAGCAUUAUUGAAAAAGUUUGCCUCAGAACCUCCACGAAUGAUAGCAGUGUGUAGAAACUUUUUCAGAAGGUCAUUUGGUCAGCAGAUUCACAAUAAAGUGCAACAUUUAGAACUUCCAGUGACUUUAAAGAAUUAUUUGAUAUUAGGAGAUGUACUCAGUUGAUUUCUCUGUUUAUGUUCCCAACUUUCUGUGAUUAAAUAUAUAUUAAAUGU